Molecule: messenger RNA, 14426 nt
Organism: Odontomachus brunneus
Lineage: Eukaryota; Metazoa; Arthropoda; Insecta; Hymenoptera; Formicidae
Gene: Gbs-76A
Product: glycogen-binding subunit 76A
Exons: 2
Coding region: 11191-13746 (851 amino acids)
Biological process (GO): regulation of glycogen biosynthetic process
Cellular component (GO): protein phosphatase type 1 complex
Molecular function (GO): protein phosphatase 1 binding; glycogen binding
Source: RefSeq, a predicted model, not a curated record
GUAUAAAAAUAUUUGUAAUCCUAUGCAAUCAAUAUGACAUAAAUUUUGCAGAAAUAAAUCAGUAUUUUGUCGGUAAAAUUUACAAAUAUGCCAAGAAAAGAAAAAGAAAGAAGAAAAAAGAAAAGAAUUGAGGCGAGCGCCACCGUUGAGUAGUUAAACGAUCGUCGCGAGAAGAAACUACGGCCAACAACGUGUCGUGUCGAUCGUGUUGAUCGUGCGUGACGAUUCACGGUAGGUCGGCGCGUUCCUGUAGACGGCGAGCGUCCGACAGAACCGGGCAGGGAGUGGUUGCAGUCGUCAAGAAAGGGAGAGAGAAAGAAAGAAAGAGUGAGAGGGAGAGAAGAAAGGGAUAGAGAGAAAGAGAAAGAAAGAAAAGAGAAAACAAAAACGAGACGCAUGUAGGAGAAACAAGAGGAGGUGGAGAGGGAGGAUUGAUUCUGUCUCGCGGUGCUUCGUCGAGUGCAACGGCCAAUCAACCGAUCGCAAUUUUUGUCCUCCCCGCGGCGCGCCGGUGGUAACAUCGCUCGUUAUUAACACUGUAAUCGCGACGACGAGCGAAGAUUAUGUCAUUGCACGACGUCGUCUGUCGGGGACACCCGGUAUGUGCUGGACGGGAGACGGCAGGGUGUGGCAGUGCGAAAGGGCGAAAAUGCGCUUCCUCAGUGAGAAAGACGGGCGCAUUAUCGCGUGCAACGCGUCGUAUUUUAGUCCGCGACCAGUUUGAGUUGCGAGCGCAAGAGUGUGUGCGCGCGCGAGAGAGAGAGAAAGCAAAAGGAGAAAGAGAGAGUCUCCCGCGUAUCUCCCGCGAAAAUAAAUGCGCGUGCGACGACGAUGUUGCACGCGCACACGUGCAGUCGCCCGGGCCGCGAGCUGUUCACGGAGGGGCAUAUCACCUCCGCAGAAAACGCAGCACGCGUAUGACCUUUGGAGAUAACCAUUGAAAAGAGAUAUCUCGAUAUUGUCGUUCGCCGGAUUUAAUCGCGAAAACGCGCGAGGAAGCGUCAUUAUGAAACGCGCGAACGUAUCGCUCGACUAAUUUGGUCGACUCGGUCCCUUGCGAGUGACUCUUCAAGGCCCAUAUUAAUAGUCGUUAUUUAUCUCAGGUGAGGUACACCUCUACUGAGGUGAAUUCCUUCUAACUCUUUCUUUAAUUCCUUAACUCUAAAUUAAUAUCUAAAUAUUUUCCUUAAGACAAAUUGUCAAAUAACGUCUAUCACAUACACAUUAAUAAUUAUUUUCUGAUAUUUGUCUCAUGUACAAUGCUAAGAUUUUUAUUUAAAGUCAAGUCCAAGUUCUUCGGUUGAAUUAUGUUAUAUGUGAUAUUUGUAUUUGCAAUAAUGAUUCAACUGAAAAAUUUUCAUCUAACUCUGAAUGUUAGUUUGAAUUCCAACCUGAAUUGCAAGUUGAAUAUUUCACUUAAGACGAGAGUUUCAAGUAAUAAUUAUUAAUGGAAUGCUGAAGUCGAUGACGAACUCGAAAAAUGUCGGUAACGCAGAGACGAUCGUCAUUAACAUAAUCACGCUUCGUGUUUCGUAUUUUUGGUACAUACGGCGUCAUGAAUGCUUUUGGAUACGAUUUUCAGCUUUAUAUAUAAUAUUUGAGAUUGAAAAUUGAUAAGUAACUCUGAUUAUAACAGUAAGAUUAUAAUGACAUUAAUUAUAACGAUUUUAAUUUUAUUCGUAUACACAUAAAGUCGAAAAUCUUGUAACUCUUUAGAGAAUGUUCGGGCAUCCAUGACGUCGUGUGUACAUACAGAACUUACAUAAAUGUAUAUUGUUUUGUUUUACUAUAUUCAGCGGAAAACCUAACCAUAUAUAUGUAGAAAUCUUUCUACAAACUUUCUAUAUAUUUCUUAGUUUCUCUAAAUUCAAUUGCAGAGGUACAAAAAAUAUAUGUAUAUAUUAAUAUAUAUAUAUCCUUUGAAAUUUUUCUCAACACAGCAAACACACGUUCAAUAUAUACAAGCUACAGAACUUGUAUCAAGCAAAUAUUUGUAUAUGAUAUAAUUUAUCACUAACUGAUAGCACGAGAUGUCAGUUUUAAAACUUUGUAUCGUUUUCAUCAUAUAUUGAGCAAUGUUCGGAUUCAUUUUUGCAUGUACUUUCAUUGCGUAAAGAUAUUUGUAAUUCUAUACAGCUAAUAUAACAUAAACUUUAUAGAAAAAUGUCAGUAUCUUGUUGGUAAAAUUUUCAAGUGUAUGUGUAUAUGAAGCAUCCAACAAGUCUAAAUUUCUUACGGAUAUAAGUCUAAAUUUCUCGGAUCGAAAUUUCAUUGAAAGCGAGUGGAAAUUUACUCGAUGCAGUCGUGAAAAUAUUCUUACUUAGAAUCAUAAAUAUUAAUGUUUAAUUAUCUGCUCUUGUGUCAACGUAAGUUCACGAGUCCAAUUGUUAUCUACUAUUUUUAUAUCCGCGUAAGUUCACAAAUUCUUCUAUCAUCUGUCGUUUUUAAAUUCGCGUAAGUUCAUGAGGGCAAUCGUUGUCUGUCGCUUUUACAUCUACGUUAACGAGCUCAAUUGUAAUCUACUCUAUAAGCUGUUGGAGCAACAGCAUUUAUUAUUUCAUCAUUGUGACACAAUGCUAAAAUCGUAGGUAGUAGAUAUAAGUUUCUGUAAGAAACAUGCAGUCGUUAAAGUGUUAACUCAAAUUUAGAAUGAGUACUUUUAAUCCAUACGGUGAUUUUUUCAAUUGAUUAGAGUGAAUUUGUUCCUGUGACGGUGGAGUAUGUACAAAUCGGUAAAAUAGUCUUAACAUAUAUUAUAAAAUUAUAUUCUCGAAAUUAUACCCUUAAAUAUUACCCUUGAGCGCAUAAUAUAUUUCUUAUGGAAACAUAAUCAUGGUUCGGAAAUAAUAUGCGUUACUCGCAAUGUUAUUAUUGUUAUAAAUUACCAUUUCUCAGUAAUGACUUGGAAACAGCGUUAUAUUUUUGUUAGUAAAGUAAGGAAAACCGGGGCUAAAGUUGACUGAGCGAGCUAUGUUCGAAAUAACAAACACAACACAGAAAUGUAUGUACUUAAUUAUUAUUAUUUGUUAUUAUUAGUUAUAUUAUAAUAUUAAUUAACUUUUAAACUAUUCGACGUUGUUUGGGUUUCUCAUAUUUAGAACAUAUAAACUUAAAUUAUCACAAAUUGUUGAGGAUAUGAAAUCAGAGGGAGAAGGUGGAAUGUCCAGGUUUUUCUCUCUUUCUCUCUCUUUCUUUCUCUUUCAUGUAGCCUAUAUUUUCCGUAGAGUCUUAGACAGUAACUAUGCAAAAUCCAAAUCCAAAGAAUUUGGGAGUUAACAGAAAACUUGCAGACAGAUAAUUUGCGUAGGCAAAUUGAGAGUCGGCAAUGACUUUCAAUUUUGACAGUUUGGUGAACUAAAUUUAUUGCAUGUUUAAACCGUUCUGCAAUUGACUAUACAUUAUACAUUAUUCACUUUUCAAUUUCGGAUGAAAUUAUUCAUUCAACAAUUUAAAAUGCAGAAUUUUUUAGUAAAAAAUCAUAUGACUUUGAAUGACUCGAUUGUCUACGUACGGUUGUUCUACAUUUCAAGUGGGAUUUUGCUCGAAGAAAUUCAGAGAGAAGAAUUCGAUCGAAUGCCGACUGCCAACUUCUUCAGUUGCAGCGUGAAGUAAUACGAUAAUGGGCGCUAUAGAUGAAGAUUUCGUGAAAGAUCACUGAAGGUCAAGCAAAGAAUGAGAUAGUGACAUUGAUCUUCACGGGCCUCGAUUCUCGAGUAUUUUUAGGAUGAUCAAUUGUCUCAGAUUUUGCGACAUCCUGCAUUUCGAUUCUUUAUAGAGGCGUCUCGCAAAAAUUCUGCAUGGGAUGCUAUUUGUCACGCUUUUUCACACAUGAUGUAAAAUAAAUAAUAUUAAAAUACAUAGUAAAUAAGAAAUAUAUGUACUUCGUCAUCGACGAUUACAAUUGAUUUAUCGAUGUUAUAAAAUAUGCAUUGAUUCAUUCGCGUAUAUAUAUGCUUUCAAAGCCCAGCUUACUGCGUUCAUUUGCUCAAAUGUUUUAAUUAAUUGCUUAAGAACUAAUAAACUUAUAAAUUACGAUUAAACUUAUAAAUUUUAUAAAAUAGUAUAUGAAGUUUAUCUUUCUCUUUAUUUUGACUGCCUCUAUCUCGGUUGGUUAGUGAUUUGUCGCACCUUUUGUGUGUGUAUAUAUACACACAUACACACACACACACACACAUACACACAAGGUGGUCUACAUAACUCUUUAACUACAUUAUUCUAUGAUAUCUCAGAAAUUAAGAAAGAUACGAAAAAGUGUUUCCAAUAAAGUUGUAGGAUAUCAAAGAAGGAAAAAAGUCAUUUAUUUGACCUUGGAAUGAUCUUGAAAAACUUUGUUCAAGUCUUUAAAUUUUUAAAUGGCAUCAUCGAUUUUUCAGUAUAAAUUAAUUUCUCUGGUUAUUCUGCGUAUAAAAGCGUACUGGACUAAAAUCAUUGAAAAGUGAAUACUUUCAGAGUUAUUUUAUCUUACUACUAUUAAUUAUUUUAUCAUACUACUUUUCAAUAUAAGAUAUGAAUAUAAGAUAUAAGAUAUGAUACUUUUCAAUAUGAGAUAUCUUUUAAAUUAUUCACUUUUCGACUGUAUUUAUCUAUCAUCAUACGUGUUUGCGGACAUACAAGGCUGUGUUAUGUUUAAUGCUAACCUGAAAUUUGAGUAAAAGUUUACUUCUCUACUUAUACGUGCGUCUUCUUCAUACAACUUACCUUUAUUUAAAAGAAUCAAUAGGUAUACCUAUAUAUGUAUAAUAAGCAAGAAGGUACACAUGUACAUACAUUAAUUAAUAUUAAUGUACAUUCAUUAAUAUUACAAUAUAUUUUGUAAUAUGAUAAUCAAUGAAAAAGUUCCGCUCUAUUAAGACGGAUAUUUCGUGAUUGGCUGAUCAAGAAUUGGUCACCGUAGGUAUUCCGUGUGUGUAUCAAGCAUCCUCGUUCGUUUUCCGUCUUAAAGCGAGGAUGUUUAGGCUCAGCCUAGAGAGUUGACGUAGGUCGGGUACAGUUACGUCUGCCGGAGAUACCGCCGCGGCGUGGGCGUUUCGCGGCCUGUCGCGGUGGAAAUCGAUGAAAUCACGCGAUAAGAUCGAUAGAAGGAGGUCCGUCCUGCGGCAGGAAGCGAGACCGUCGCCGCCGCCGCCGCUGCAUAAUUUAAUAAUAUUACGGAUCUCCCGCGCCACGCUGAUUUACAGCCUCUCUUGUCGCAUCGAGAAGCACAUCGAAAAAGAGCGAGAGAGAAAGAAAGAGAGAGAAAGGGGGAGAAAGGGAAAGAGAGAGAGAGAAAGACAUGAUCGUGUAUACUCGGUUGCACCAUCGCACUGGCUAUGUAACGUGCACGAUCGCGUUAUCUCGUUUUGUUUUGCGCGCGUCUCAUGUACGAAAAUAGUCAUUACUUCGGCCGAGCUGCACCUAAUCGCGCCUCUCUCGUAAGAGAGAGACUCUGAAAAUCACCGUAUCGAUUGUCGAUUUACGACGCGAGAGUGGUGUACACGCACGACUUCUGUCUUUCUGGGUGUGCGCGCAAUUUCAGGCAUGGGCGCGCGCGACGAAAGCGGAUGCGCCAUUUCACCGAUCGCCGCGACGCGUCGAAAUAAUCCGGCACGUCGCUAUCCGGAUAAUAGUCAUGUACUUUUUUCUAAGAGCGGAAACGUGAAGAGUGAAAAAUUUCACGUGAUCUCGACGACUCCAGCGAUCAAGUAACUUUUCGAACAAUGAAAAUGUAAAUAUUUUUACUUUUUACAAAUUCAUGUUAAGAGAAAAGUUAUAUGAUCGAUAUAUCCUGGGCAAUAAUCAUGUAACUUCUUCUUAAGAGUAGAAAUAUGCACAUAUGUGAAAAGUUUCACUUAAAUUUGACGAUCAUAACGAUCAUGUAAUUUUUUGUACAAUGAAAAUAUGAAAAUUUUCAUUUUUUAUGAAUUCACGUUAAGGAAAAAGUUACAUGAUCGAUACAUCUUAGAUAAUGAUCAUGUAACUUAUAAUGUAAAUUACCAUAUAACUUUUUCCUAAGAGCAGAAACACAUAAAAAGUGAAAAGUUUCACUUAAAUUCGACGAUCAUAGCGAUCAUGUAAUGAUGUUUUAAAUGAUGGAAAUGUGAAAUUUUUUAGGUGGAACUUUUCACUUUUCAUGUUUCCGCUCUUAAGAAAAGUUACAUAAUCUUCAUUCUAUAGGCGAUAUUUUGCUGAAGUCAGCACAUCAGAAGAGGCGUUCCAGAAUGAAAUAACGACAUGGUGAUAUGCUGACGCGGAAAGGAUUUCGAGUAUAUAUUUUUACCGCGCCUUAUCUUAUCAAUAUUAGUAUCAUUUUUACUAUUGUCCCCCGUCUAUCUUGGACUCACGUGAAGAAGAUCGUGUUCGCCUUGAACUUGUUUUCAUACUGAAAUGUUGCGCUAAUCAGUCGGCAUUAUAUAAUACGCGGAGUCAUAAUAUUUACGUUCGUGUGUCUCAUUUAUUUUGAUCUCAGUGUGAAGUUGGUGAAAUGAGACGUCCUGGUCGUCCUUUCGAGAGGAGAGCGCCGUCUCGCACUAUCAAUAUGUUCGAUUGUAAAUCCUAAAUGUAAUAUACGAAAUAUUUCUUAUGAUUACGAGAUACAUAGUGGAGGUUAAGAUUAUUGUUAUCGAUUGUUGUUGCACCAGAUGUCUUAACGUCUUAACUAAGAUUACUCAUAUGAUAUCCAAUCUAUCACACAUGUAUAUGUAAGAUUGAAAAUUGCAGGAGAUUCUAAUGAAUUGUACUUAGAUCGAUUUGCGCUUGAGGAAAUGCGCUGAAUAAAUUAUGUCUUAACUACUACUUAUAACAAAUAUAAGUGUUCAGGUGCACGUGAUACUUGUAUGUGGAUGUUCAUCAUUACGUGAUCGUCUAAUCUAUAUGACUCAUAUAAACAGUAGGCGCCAAGUUCAUGAUGAAAUAAAACGUUUUUAGCGUCAGUUGUAGAUUAUAAAUUCUAAAUACGGAAUUGGAAAUGUUCUUACGAUUAUAAAAUAGUAGAUGGAAAUUAAUGUUGCCAACAAUAUCGUUAUUAUACGUUAUUAUACCUUAAUUAAGAAGGUUUUAUUCUCUAAUCAAGCAGUAUUUUAUUAAUAAAAUCGCGCACGAUUGUAGAUCUUAAACGCGGAAUUGGAAACGUCUUUACCAUUAUAAAGAGAUAUAUAGAAUUAGAAUGGGAAUUGAUGUUACCAACAACAUCGUCAUUAUACAUAACUUAAUCAAGAAAGUUCUACUCUCUUAUUAAGCAAGCAGUAUUUUAUUAAUAAAAUCGUUUAAAAUGACUGAAAAAAUAAUUUUAUAGCAAUUUUAGUGUAAUAAAAUUCGUAAACGUCAUAAUAUUUUAUCGUUUCUUUAUUUUAAAAGUUAUGAAGUGUUUUAUAAAUACGACAAAAUAAAAGUUGUAACACAUUUAUUUGAUGUUAAUACUAUUAAUGAGAAAACGAUAUAAACAUGAAAUGUAUUUGUUAUUGUAUUCGAUAAAUAAUUAGUUUUAUUUUAUUUGAAUUUGAAAUGUAUAGAAGUUAUGUUAAUAAUAUAAGUAAAUAAUAUUAAUAAUAUAAGUAAAUAAUAUAAAUAAAGAAAUAAUUAUAUAAAUGACAUUGAAGUUAUUACAUUAAAGUUAUUAUAGAUUUGACGCUAAUUUAUCAUGUAUAUGUGCUGUUACAUUUCCAUUUAUAUAUUAUCAGUUUGACGAAUAUUUUUAUUGAAAAAUCUAAAUUUCCUUUCAGUUUGUUAGUAAAUUUGUGUAAUAUUUUACUAAAAUGUUUAAAUGUUUAUUUUAUUAUUACAAGUUUUUAUAUAAAUUUCUGUUUUAUAUAUAAGUAUUUUAAAUUACAAGGAAUUUGAUGUCUAGAUAUGCUUGCACAAUACAAAUUUACAGUUAAAUAUUUUGGAAACGGUACUAUAAAAAUGACUGAAAUUUCUGUCACACGUUGUUAGUUUCAAUUAAUUUUUGCAUCAUGCACAUAUAAAUGAACUUUCAUUUAAUCAAAUGCUAGAAUCCUUUUAAUAUUGUAUCUACGUAAUAAGAAAAAAAUACUUUGUUUUUACGUUGAAAUCCAUAGAUAAAUAAUAUUUAUCUAUGGAAGUUUUUAACAUAGCCGCCUGCUAAUUAAAAAUAUUGACGUUGUGUUACUUUGACUAUUCUGCAUAGAGUUAUUUAUAUUUAUUAUUUUUAAGUGCCAAAAUAACAAAAUUGAUAUGUAAUAUAUGCAUUUUUUGACAUAUUUUACAUAUAAAAUGUAUGGAUAAGUUGCAUUAUUUGAUAACAUAUUUGCCUCGUAUUAAAUUAAUACAAAAAUCGGAGUAGAUUCAUUGGAACAUGUGAGAUGUGUUAAAUUCAACGCAAAAUUUUUUGCAAUGCAGAAUAAUUUGCAUGAUUCAAUCUACACAUAUAUAUGUAAGGGGAUAAAAACCGUAAGAAAUUCUCCUGAAUGUUACUUGUAUCAAUCUGCGUUUGAGGGAAUCCAUCUCAGCGUCUACAUAUAAAUUACGCCUCAACAAUAAUAAUAAAUACCAUUGUAUAUGUAUAAAUAUUGUAUAUGUAUGUAUAUGUACAAUGUAUAUGUACCAAUGUAUUUUGAUGUUUAUUGUCGCGAUCUAAUUAACGCGAUUUAUGUAAUCGGUAUGAACAAUACUUUUGCGACAAAUAAAAAAGCCGCUUUUUGGCGUCGGUUCAAUGGUAAAAUGGAAAGAGUACAAGGUUGCGUUUAGUGCUCCAACGUCUGAGAUACUUUCCUUGAACGCGAAAACGUCUCUAAGAAAACGUUCUAACUGAAGAAGAAAAUGUUUGAUAUUUGUAAUCACACAGAGAAAUAAUUGCUAUAAAUAAAAAAAAAAUUUUUUUUUCUAAUUAAAUUCUAUAUAAUAUUUUCACCGGACAUUGUAGAGUAAAUAUGAUGUAGGGUAGACUUUUUCUAUAAUUUCUUAGGCAAUUAAUUGUUUUGACUGACUAUAAACAUGAUAGAGGCGAUCUUCUUUUAUGUAUUUACACCUGUCACAAUUCUGUUAAUCGUAUAUUUUGUUUUGUAAUAAUAAAAAUACGAAUAUGCAGCAACAUAGUCAUCUUGCCCUCUAUUGGGUCCAAUUGUUCAGUAGCGCAGAAUAAAAAAAGAAAGCCACAUAUGAAAUAUAUUGAUAGUAAUUUUAGAUUCUCCACGAAAGAGAGGUCUUCACAGUUCUCCUGCCGGCUCUUAUGGGCCAACUUUACCUCGCCCGCCUAUAUACUCUAUUUCAUUCAUCUUAUAAAUAAAAAUUGCACUUAUUACCAGAAACAGUAUAUCAUAUAUUUGUAAGAAUUUUCAUUUUAGCUAGUAACACAUCGCUUAAUUUUAUUCAGCCACGAUAAAAAAUAUUAAUAUAAAAUUCCAAGAUACUCAAAAGUUUACUUUGUUAUUACGAAAUUAGUUUUUUUCUAUUUAUUAAUUGUAAUGUUAUUUUAAUUUUAAUGAAACUCAGUGAAAAGUAUUUAUGUUCUAAAAAAAACCAUUUCGCGAUUUUGUAUCCACUCUGCCUCUCAAGAUAAAUACUAAGAAAAAGCACAUGAGCAAAACAUAUUUCUGGCCAUGUAGCCCUGGUCUCUACUACUUCAUUAUUAAAAGAAUAUAUUCACUUUAAUCGACUAAAAUACUCAUCCUUAGAGUCAGAAUCCACUUUAAGCUUGAAUGAAGCUUUUACUCUUGCAAUUUUGACUAACAGUAUUUUCAUUAUUGCUUCGAGUGAACGUACUACUGCUCUUCUCUCGUUUUAAGUGAGAUUCCAUUUAACAAAAAAUUUACAGAGUAGAUCAACUAUUAUGUUGUUCUCUUGUGGGAUCCAUCUCCAUCUCCAUCUUCACUCCAAUUUCCCUCGGCAAAAGUUCGCACGAACACGAAUAUAUCGCCGGUCGCCUCUGGGUCCUCGCGACGUUACACGUUGGACCCGACGAGAUCCGUCGAUCCUCGCGACGUGAAGUGCGCUAAGUUAUCAGUCGCCUUACAAGCGGUUGCUAUGCGAUAUGGAAGGGGUGGCCGGAGUCACCUACUAGCUCCGACCAGUGAGAAGUCAGUGUGCGUAAGCCGGCCGGUCGUGCCGGCUCCUUUCCUGUCGCUGCUGCUUUCUCGUGCACACUCUCGCACACAAACACACACACACACAUACAUGCAUAGUCCGCGGAGAACUGCUCUCCACGCGUCGCUCCGAAAGAGUUCUGGCACGGCCGUGCCGGCAGGAGUAUGCCGGUACCAAUUGAUCGGCCGCCGGUUCGCACUCGAUCUUGAGAGAUCAAUCGCGAUCGCGAGAGUUGCGCGCGGAAUGAACACCGCGCGAUAGUUUUUGACGCCUGAACGCCUCCGGGUGUCCGAAAGAAUUCGAGAAUCGCUCCGGGCAAGGUCGUGGGUCCGCCGAGAAUCGAAUCCCGUUAAAGUCUUCGAGGAUAGUCUUCGUCGUGGAGCUGCUGAGCGUUCCUCAACGGAAUCUUCUCGCAAGAAACGCCGAAACCGAGUCCCUCAAUCUUCCUGGAGAGUCCUCUCUGGACUUCCUUCAAGGCUCACGCCACAGAGGAAGCGUGCGCUUUGAAUUCCGCGCCGCCGUGUCGAUCGCUCGAUCCGGAGAGAAACAAGCGCGAGAAAGUGGAGGAUUUGCGUUUCACGGAUUCCCUUGGAAACAGGAACUCGAGCAAGAGGACAAUUCCCGCGACGGAGGCGGUGGGCGUCGUCGCUUCAGGAACCCGUAAAGUCUGACCAUGUCGAACUGUGGUGUCGCUGUGAAACGCGGACGAAACGCGUGCCUCUGCCUGCCAUGCGGAAACGCACGUGAAUAAGCGAAUUUCCGAUUGUUUUUGUUAUGUUUUAUUUGGAAACUCUUUCUUCUUGCUUCUGAGGAGUUUUAUUCGACGGAGUGUGGAUCUCUUAUCGUUUCAAGAAUCAAGCGGGUUUUAUCAGUCGACCGUGAAGACACUUGACAUUACUUGAUACCCGGAGAAUCGUAGAUCGGAGAUCGUGUGAGAGACUCCACGAUCGUCGGCGACACAUGGCGACCGUCGACAUACUCUGAGCCGGCGUGAGGAAGUCGCUCGAUCGUGAGGAACAAUAUUCGUCUUCGUGCGCGGAUCCUCCUGGCUUCGUAUGCUGCGCGAAAUGAAUUGAUCGUGGCCCGCGCGUGUACACGGCGCCUGCGGCAUAUAAUUUUCGGCGAAGGCUCGUAUACUCGACGUCCGACUCUGUUUCACGGAGAAGAACCAUCAUGACACAGGAAGAGGAAGACACCGCGACAUUCAAGCCGAAGACACCGACGGAACAGACAAGCUCGGUGAGUGGCAGCUCAGGCCGUGGGCCGGCAGGCCAGGGCAGCAGCUUGACCUCGCCCCCGCCCUCACCAUCGGAGGGCAGGCACGCUGUCGACGAGACAUCUACCACCGCCGUCCUUGAGAUGAGCAGCACAGACUCUGCUGGCAGCGCUCGCGCCAGCGGCGGCGGGCCCUCCUGUGGCCUCGUCAGUUCUCUCUUUCCUAGUAGCUGCCGUGGUCGCGCGGAGGCGUUCGCUAGGCGUCUUCAUCGUCGACUGACUUCAUUGGGUGGCGAGAACGGCUCGCCCGAGCGAGACGUGAAUAUCGACAGGCAGCCACACGAGACCUCAUGGCUACACCCGUCAUCGUCCGGCAAUCGUGCCGUGAUAAGUACCAACAACGGGACCACCAACCACGUUCUGCAACGUCAGCCGCGUCACAGUCCGGAAUCAGACCUCUUCUUCGAUUUCGACGUCGAAUUAGAAAAUGGGCCGGGCUCGCCUGCCGAGGAAGCGACGGCUGCGGAGUUGGCUCACCUGUUAAUGAACCCGGAGAUUCUGAAAGCAAACCAUCAUGACGCCUGCCACUGUUCGCCGAGUGGCACUAAAGCGGUGCCCGCCCCAGGUCUUCAUCAGGACACCGAAACCGGCUGCAUGUAUGUGUCGCCAAUCAACGGCACACCGCCCGAUAGCGAUUCUUCCGAGAUAUUCUUCGAUCCAGAAUCUUCUGACACGGAGAAGCCGAAGAGCGAGGCCUACUUCGAUCCCAUCACCACUACCUCGGAUAGCGAGGUCACAUCGAAUCUUUCCAAUUGUCCUGCAAAGGCCAGAAUCAGUAGUAGACGGACGGACAAGAAUAUAGGAAUACGGAUCUGCGAGGACACAUCCGAGUCUGAAAGCUGCUCAUCGAGAAGGAAAUCUGCACCCUGUGAAAAUGGUGAUCUGCGGGAGGAGUUGGUCUGCAGCUCGGAGGACUCACUGAACGGUAGGAGCUCACAGGAAACGACGUCGCCCAGCCACGAAUCCCUAUGGAGUACGUUUGACGAUAGCACGGUGUCGCUGCAAGACGAGAGCCCACCUAGGUUUGACCAGCCUGAUCAAAUCAUCCCGCAUAAUCGCCUACCCAAGUCGCAUUCCGACUCGGAAUUACCGAGCAACGGUCCCAGCGCAUUAUUGUCCAACAAGCUCGACAGGUGGCACGAGGAGGACGAAAACGAGUCCAACGAAGUCGACUUCGUUCGUGUAUGGUCGGAGGAGGUGAUUAGAAACGGCAAAGACUUUGCAGUCAAGGACGAUGUUCACAACGACACCGAGAACUCCUUCGACACGGAAGACGACGAGCAGGAGUCAGCGGAGUCUACGGAAUCGAAGAUGACGCCGUCCGAAUGUUCGUCUCAACUGAAGAUGGACGAUACGAUCGCCAGCGACACUGAUACGGAUCCCUCCACUUACAGUAGUACUAUCAAUGUCCCUGUUAUGCUCACGUUGGAGUGUCCAACGGGUGACCGAGUGAUCGAGACAUCAAUUUUGAAGAACGAGGUGGAGUUGCAGAUUGACAAGAUCGCGCAGUCGAAUAAUAGCGAAGAUGACAACAACGACGACGACGACGGUAAAAUGCGUCUCCUACUGACUAAGCUCAGUAGCAGUCCUAGCGCGAAGGAAGAAGAGGAGGAGUCCUCAUCGCUGGAACAGGAGAGUCAAAGCGAAACAGUAGAAGAAGAGGAAGAAAGACCACAGCGUAUACGCAGAUGUUCCUCUCUGAAGACUGGUAAAACGCCACCUGGUACACCAGGCAGAAAAAAGAUUGUCCGAUUCGCAGACGUACUCGGCCUCGAUUUGGCAGCUGUGAGAACCUUCUUGGACGAGAUACCGAGGAUACCAAAUUCCGCGUAUAGCGACUUGGUCUUCCAAAAAGACGAUUUCUUCCAGAAGGACAGCAGUCCGGUGAGCAACGCGCUAUCGUCUGUCGGUAACGGUUGGGGUGAUUGUUACUCGAACGACAACAACGGCAGACGGGGUUCUAUGCCAUUAUCCAGAAAGAUGGAGCGGAUGUUAGUGCCGUUAUUUCAGCAGCCGGGCGGCAUGGCAAACUUUCUGGAUCUGGUGCGUGAGCGGCGAGUAUGCCUAGAGAACGUCUUGGUGCAGAACCCGACAAUCCUGGCGAUUCAAGGCACAGUGCGCGUUAUCAACCUUGACUUCCACAAGUCCGUGCAUAUACGCUACACUCUGAACUCCUGGCGGAACUUCAGCGACUUACAGGCCACCUACGUGCCCAACUCGUGCGACGGCUUCAGCGAUAAGUUUUCCUUCGUUCUCUACUGCCAUACUCUGUUGAUUGGUCAGCGGCUAGAGUUUGCUGUGCGAUUCCAAUGCAAGGGCACGCAAUACUGGGACAACAACGGCGGGGCCAAUUAUUGCUUUCAAUGUCUGCCGGGCUCGUCGCCGGUCAGUUAUAUACCAAUCACCGCCGGUGAGAGCAGCCGACAUACCGACUGGUCGCCGAUGUUUUACUGAUGGCUGUCGGGGCUGCGCGUCCGCCCGAUUCGAUGACACGACUCGAUGCGCAAUGACGCGGCACCUGGAACACGAAGAGACUGAACAUGGUAGUCAAAGGAGCUGACGGCUCGAACUCGCGUUCGAGACUCGAUGGUUUUUAAACGUUCCUAAGCGAGAGAUAAAAAGAAACAGAGAAAGAGGUGUUUCGCAAUGAAGCUGCGGUGAAAACUGACGCCGGAUGCGACCACAUGUCCGGGAUUGAUUUACUUUACUUUGCCACUCCAGGAAGCUUCCAAGGAGUUCGUGUGACGAUCGAUUUCAUCAUACGAGGCUAAUGCAAAGGACGCCUCGAAGUGGACAAUUUAAACGCACGGAUGCAGGGACAUGGACGAGGAGUGUUCGUGAAUCGAUCUAUCGUUUUGAAAAAGUUUAAUGGACGGGCCAGGUGAAGGAUUCAUAGUUUCGUAAUAAAAUAUCUCGGACGGUUUUUAUAACUUUUCGAUAAUUUCCAGUGUAAUAAUAAGCGUAGAAAACACGCAGAAAAAUGUAUACUGCAUUUAAGAAGAUGUUACUUGUUUCACAAGUAUUUCAUAAGUUUAUUUGUAAAUUUAUCGUAAAUUCAUUACGAGUUUCUAAAUUUAUUAAAAAUAUAUUCUGCAUCCUAGCAAGUUUAGCAUCUCAAUCAAGAAUAUUUAAUA